AUGCUGCUUCUAGCUUUAGCUUUUUUUCUAACACUACUGCAGUGCUCUGAUGUCCAAAAUAAAAUAAGCACUACAAGUGCAGACUGUGAUACUGUUGAAACAGAUACAGGUGUGACCCUGGAUUUGGUCAACAGACAUAGCAGAGAUGGCUUUGGUUUUGGUUUGUUCCGUGUUGCUGAUGCACAUAAACGACACAUAGACAAUCUGAAAUUCAUCACUCCUCUACUGGAUGUGCUAGAAACUGAAUGCUCUGUGUUAUCCAGAAGACACUGGGAGUCUUGUGAAUAUAGGAACAUCUAUUCCAUGGACUCUGGGCAAUGUAAGAUUAUCACAAAUAGAAGCCAGCUGCCAAAGAAACCUCAGCUAUAUGGAUUUAACUGUACAUUAAGUCCUGUUCCUCCUGAUUUAUUGGAGUGCAAAGAUUGUCCUGUGAAAGUUGAAGUCACUGAGUAUUACAAAAAUAUUGCUGCAAAGGCUCUAGAGAAAUUCAACAAUGAGAGUAACCACAUAAACUACUUCAAUGUGAAUAAAGUUGAAAAGAUUUUAAAGAUGACUGCCUCUCAUGAAGGUCACAUUUUAGAAUUCUCUAUAAAAGAAACCAACUGUUCCAAAUCCACACAACAAGCAGAUCAGGCAUUGGAAUGUGAAUUUCUGGAUGACUCUCACACUCAACAUGACUAUGGGCAAAGAUGCAGAUAUUCAGCUCUUGGAAAACCACACAGACAUUUCCAUCCCCAUCAUCGUUUUGGUCACAGACAUUGUUACAGACAUCACCACAAACAUUGUCACAGACAUGGACAUCCAUUCAGUCUUGAAGAUGCUGAGCAUAACGACAGUUUCAAUGAAGAACAUCAUGACAACCAUGAAGGACCUGCUCCUCCUUCUUCCCCCCCCCAUGGUGGACCACAUCACCACCUUCACCUUCCACAUUAUUGUCCUCCAUCUCCCCAUGACGGACCACAUCCUCUUCCCCAGGAGGAAUCACAACCACCCCCUUCUGCUCCUCCUCCCCAUGAUGUAACACAUCACCCUACUCCAUCCCAAGAACAAUUAUAUAAUCUCCCUUCUCUUCCUCCUCCCCAUAAUGAGCCACAUAAUGCUCCUCUUGGUCCCCAUCAUAGACCACACUGUCCCCUCCCUCCUCAUGGACCACACCACCACCAUUCUCUCCAUCAUGGACCACAUUGUCCUUUUCCUCCUCAUGAACUACAUCACUACCACCCUCCUCCCCAUCAUGGACCACACCACCCAUCUCAUGGCUGUCAUCACUAUUACAGACACCACUGCAACAAGACAAGCAUAUCAGGAAAAGACUUUCCAUUCCAAGUAACAGGAGCUGUCUAUCGCAACCCAGUUCUCAAUCAACAGGACCCUCUCACACCUCCCACUGCAAAUUUUCCUGAGCUAUUCCAAAGAAACUCGCACUCCUCCAUCGAUGGUGAAGGCGUUCUCUUCACUGGCUCAAAUCUAAAUGAGAUGCUAGAAGCUCUGGGUUUUCCAGAUCACUCUACACAAUCAAAAUCAUGCCCAGGAAACCCCAAAUUUCUUCUUCCAAAAAUUUUGCCUAUUUUGCCUCAUUCAAUUCUAACCAACAGAAAAAUUCCCAAAUAG
Chaetura pelagica (chimney swift) is the source of this 1611-nucleotide messenger RNA. It is a transcript of the gene HRG, whose product is annotated as histidine-rich glycoprotein. NCBI's taxonomy places the organism in Eukaryota, Metazoa, Chordata, Aves, Apodiformes, Apodidae. Gene Ontology annotation, molecular function: zinc ion binding; heparin binding; cysteine-type endopeptidase inhibitor activity. Gene Ontology annotation, cellular component: extracellular region; endolysosome; blood microparticle. The coding region runs from base 1 to 1611 and encodes 536 amino acids. Gene Ontology annotation, biological process: negative regulation of fibrinolysis; heme transport; negative regulation of endopeptidase activity. The transcript has 7 exons. The record is from RefSeq and is a predicted model, not a curated record.